AUGCGGCUUAGCCAGUAUGACAUACAAUUUCGGACCCGCCCAGCCAUCAAGGGGCAGGCACUAGCCGACUUCAUAGUCGAGUGCACUGCCCGGGAAGCCACCGAGCAGGCCCGAGAUGAAGACGAGGAGUGGUGGACUCUGUCCACAGACGGAGCUUCGGGACCAAAAGGCUGCGGAGGUGGGGUCGUCCUCAUCACACCCGAAGGGUUCAGAGCCUACUACGCCCUUCGUUUUGCCUUCAAGCUGUCCAACAACGAAGCCGAGUACGAGGCGCUCCUCGGAGGGCUCCGACUAGCACUAAACAUGAGGGUCGAGAAGCUCAAGAUCCGAUGUGACUCUAGACUAGUAGUGGGCCAAGUCACAGGAGAGUUCGAGGUAAGUGACGAGAGGAUGAGGAGGUACCGGGAUGUGGUGCUCCAGCUCCUGGGCCAGCUAAUAAACUAUGAAGUCCUACAGGUACCCCGAGUCCAAAACACGGAUGCCGACAUGUUGUCCAAGCUCAGCCAGGGGGCCCCGGAGCACAUCUCAAAAAUUGCCCGAGUCGAAGACUUCGAGAGGUCGAGUCUGGAAUUCUACCCAGUCCUACCCAUACAUAGCCAACCCCCCCCCCCCCCCUGUUGGUUGGACCACCUCAAGGAGUACAAACAGACAGGUACGCUACCUCCUGAUGAAGUUGAUGCCAAGCUAGUGAAGUGGCGUGCCCCCACAUAUGUCAUCAUGGGGGACACGCUUUAUAAGAGGUCGUACAACGGCGCCCUACUCCGCUAUUUGUACCCGGACGAAGCCAGGUCGGUCAUGGAAGAAAUCCACGAAGGGACCUGCUCCGCCCACCAGGGCGCCUUCACCAUGGCCCGUCGAGCCAUCCUGCAGGGGUACUUUUGGCCGAGAAUGGCCAAAGAGUGUGCCGACUACGUAAGGAGUUGCGAGACAUGCCAGCACUUUCAGGUCGGCCCCGGCCGACCCGCCACGAACUACACACCGAUCAGCUCGGUCAUCCCCUUCUCCAGGUGGGGGGUGGACAUAGUAGGGGCCCUGCCUAUGGGGUCGGGCAAAAGAAAGUACCUCAUAGUGGUUGUCGACUACUUUACCAAAUGGGUAGAGGCGAAGCCGCUGGCAAGCAUCACAAGUGCCCGGUGCAAACAGUUUGUCUACCAAGACAUUCUAUGUCGAUUUGGGGUCCCGAUACAACUCAUCACUGACAACGGGCGCCAAUUCGAAGGGCAAGAGUUCGAGGCAUUUUGCGCCGAGUGGCGCAUCAACCAUAGCCGAGUCGCCGUUUGCUAUCCACAAGCCAAUGGGCAAGUGGAGAACGCCAACCGCACCAUAGUAAACGGUUUGAAGAAGAAACUUGAAUCCGCAGGAGGAGCAUGGGUGGAGGAGCUCGAUGCCAUCCUAUGGGCCUACCGCACCACCCCCAGAAGGGCCACCGGGGAGACACCGUUUUCGUUAGCUUACGGCUUUGAAGCCCGAGCCCCCGCGGAGGCGGUCAUACCUUCCCGGCGAGAAGAAAGAAUAUGA
This is a messenger RNA of Ipomoea nil (Japanese morning glory), 1518 nucleotides long. RefSeq lists its product as uncharacterized. Lineage: Eukaryota; Viridiplantae; Streptophyta; Magnoliopsida; Solanales; Convolvulaceae. Bases 1 to 1518 code for a protein of 505 amino acids. Gene Ontology annotation, biological process: DNA integration. The record is from RefSeq and is a predicted model, not a curated record. Gene Ontology annotation, molecular function: nucleic acid binding; RNA-DNA hybrid ribonuclease activity. The transcript has a single exon.